Molecule: messenger RNA, 1222 nt
Organism: Xenia sp. Carnegie-2017
Lineage: Eukaryota; Metazoa; Cnidaria; Anthozoa; Malacalcyonacea; Xeniidae
Product: heterogeneous nuclear ribonucleoprotein A1-like 2
Exons: 3
Coding region: 113-976 (287 amino acids)
Biological process (GO): regulation of gene expression
Cellular component (GO): nucleoplasm
Molecular function (GO): RNA binding
Source: RefSeq, a predicted model, not a curated record
GUUAACAACACAGGUGGGAACACGUUUCGCUCGGCUCAACGUUAUUUGUGCACAGUGCUUUUAACUUCUGUAUUGGCAUACGCGUUUUUGUUCAAAUUUUCUCUUUAGAACGAUGGGUGAACAAGUGGAAGACAAGGAGCUAAAAGCACUUUGCAAGCUCUUCAUCGGCGGAUUACCGCGUGCUAUCACGGACGAGGAACUCGGCAAUUACUUUCUUCAAUUCACGGAAGACGAAGCGCUCGACGACUGCGUUGUCAUCAAAGACAAAGAUCAACAGUCUCGGGGAUUUGGUUUUGUUACGUACAACCGCCUGGCUGAUACCGAUAGCUGUCUGGCAAAUGGUCCUCACAACAUUGGAGGCAAAGAAGUCGAAGUGAAACAUGCCAUACCAAGAGACGAAAAAUUGCCCGUUAAUCACAGCCGAACGAACAAGGUUUUCGUUGGGGGAUUGCCUAAGGAAGCUACCGAAGACGACAUCAAAGAUGGUAUCGAAAGUUAUGUUCUAGAAUGCGGCGAGCGCUUGAAUGCGAAAGUGACUAAAAUCGAAAUCAUCAAAACGAAGAAAGAAGACGGUAUCGACCCCCCGGUUUCUCGUGGAUUUGCUUUCUUGGACAUGGACUCCAACGCCGAUGCUGAUAAAGUUGUAAUCGUUAAGCACUUUCAAGUUGCCAAUAAGCAAGUGGAAUUAAAGAAAGCUGAACCUAAAGGUGGCUCUGGUGGUGGUGGAGGCCGAGGAGGUGGUCGAAACUCUGGACAGUUUGGUGGUGGUGCCGGAGGCUGGGGUGGUGGUUUCAAUGGUGGAGCAUUCAAUGCUGGUGGAUUUGGAUUUGAUUCUGGUUUUGGUGGUUAUGGUGGUGGUUAUGGAGGAGGCUAUGGUGGCGGUAUGUUUGGUCAAUAUGCCCAGCAGGCUUCUGGUUUUGGACCAUCUCGUGGUGGCAGGAGUAGAGGAAGAGGUGGACGAGGCAAUCCUUAUUAAAACAAUUUUGAACAGUUUAAGUGAGCCGUUGUUGGCUUAAUACUUAAGAGAUCAUUUCACCUAGCUAAGGCUGAAGUCUAAGAAAUUGAAGCAGACAUUACAAGAUUUGGAUUCAUUUAGUACUUGGCAAGGGCGGACCUCUAUAAAAUCAAACUUUGCUUGUAGUUGUUUAAGCUUUUAGUAUUAUAGUUUCAUUUUAAGGUCAUGUAAUAUAACGUGGUUAUUAAACUCAUUUGAGGAAUCUUC